AUGCGAAAUACCGGAUCCAAAACACGAGCAGGUAAGGAUAGUCCUGUUAAGACGAAGGCGGGUAAGAAUGAGCCGGAGUCGAAGAAGGAUAAAGGUAAGGGUAAGGGUAAGGCCAAAAGCGAGCCUACAAAGGAGGACAAGCCUGCAUCAGCGUACUUCAACCCACCGUACAAUUCUCGUACGCGUAAAGGGAGGGAACAGUUGAAAGAAUACAUGAAAGAGGUCGCCGAAGAUACUAGUAGUAUCAAGCGAGAACGAGUCAAGAAGAAAGAUCUUGAGGUCAAAGAGGAAGACACCAGUAAGGGUGAGAGUGAUCAAGAAGAAGGUGAAGAGGUCAACGCGAGUCAUAAGAGGAAUGCUUCUCUUAUAACAGUGUCUCCUAGCAAAGGCCGUGAUAGGAAGAAGCCUGCUAAGAAGCCUAGUGCUAAAUAA
Molecule: messenger RNA, 432 nt
Organism: Letharia columbiana
Lineage: Eukaryota; Fungi; Ascomycota; Lecanoromycetes; Lecanorales; Parmeliaceae
Exons: 2
Coding region: 1-432 (143 amino acids)
Source: RefSeq, a predicted model, not a curated record